AAAUUCCAGAGCAUGUGAUGAGUAUUGUCAUUUAACUCAAACCUUAACUUGGUUCAAUAGCAGUGACGUGCGGUGGUGGUUUGAGGAACAGAACAGUUUCACGACUUCGAUUAAGAUCAUCUAGGAAACUAGUGCUUCUAUUUUAGACAUUUUUCACAUCGACCAUAGAAGCACUGAAUUGUUUUUAAUAAUGCAUUUAAAAAGUAUUUUCCUUGAUCAUCUGAUAGAAACAGUUAGCCUAGUCGGAGGAUAGCAGUGCUACAGUUCGAACCGUGCGUCAUUCUCUGCUUCUAUUCCAAUCCAAUCUCCAAACAGCAAGAACUCUUCGGACGAAAACCUUAAACUCGGAAACCAUCAGAGGAAGACCUAAACUGCAGGUGACUCGCGGAAAAAGAUGACGGCAAUGAGAUUGAUUUCCUGGCUUUUGCUGCUGGUGUUUAUGCAGUCCGGAGUUUUUGCCGCAAGAAGAUUCCGAGGUGGUCGCAACCCGCAACCACGACGGACACCGCUUCUCCCACAUACCGGGACCGGGGGACACACGGAGAGUUUCCUUUUGGAUUUCACCGCCGUCGAAGAGAACAUGGACAACUUCAUGACGCAGGUGAAGAACCUGGCGCAGUCCCUACCGUGUUCGGCGCAGAAGCUCGACUAUGAUAUGAAGCUGCACUUUUAAAAUACUUCAGUCACGUGCAACGAUGGAACUCCAGCAGGGUACUACMUGAAAGAGUCCAGAGGGAGCAGACGGUGGUUGAUAUUCUUGGAGGGCGGCUGGUACUGCUUCAACAAAGAGAACUGUGACAGCCGAUACGACACCAUGAGGAGACUGAUGAGCUCGUCCAAGUGGCCUCAAACCAAAACAGGUACUGGGGCAGCGUGGUGCCAGAGAGGUGUAGACAGGUCCACCUGGGGGAGGAGUGGAACUGUUUCUUUGGCUACAGAGUGUUCCCCUCCAUAAAGAGCCCAGUGUUCGUGGUCCAGUGGUUGUUUGACGAGGCCCAGCUGACCGUCGACAACAUCCAUCUGACCGGUCAGCCCGUCCAGGAAGGGCAGUGGCGGUACAUCCAGAACCUAGGCAUCGAGCUGAGGAACACGCUCAAAGAUGUCCCGGCCAUGUUUGCUCCAGCUUGCCUCUCACAUGAAGUCAUCACAAGGAAUUACUGGAUCGACGUUCAGGUCAAAGGCACCUCCCUUCCCCGAGCCCUGCACUGCUGGGACCGCAGUCUCCAAGACAACAGCCGGAGCAACAAGGCCCCUCCCAAGGGCUGCCCCGUCCAUUUGAUUGACAGCUGCCCCUCACACUGCAACCCCACCUGCCCCACCAUCAGGGACCAGUUCACGGGGCAGGAGAUGAACGUGAUCCAGUUCCUCAUGCACAUGGGCUUUGACGUGCAGAAGAGCCAGCAGCAGGGCAUGGACCCCGGCAAGCUACUGGGGAUGCUGAGCAGCGGGAGCUAAGGAGACAGGAGUAAAGUCUUAGUACAUUAGACUAAACCAGGGGGCUAUGGGGCCAAAUCCUAACUUUGAGAUCCCAGAAAUAUGCUUUAAAAAAAAAUAUUUGUUUUAAUCUCCCAUUGACAUCAAUGUUUGAUUUAAAGGAUAGUUCACUUUUUGGGGGGGGGGGGUGUUUAGCUUAUUUUCAACUUGAAGUAGCCUUUUAAAGCAAAAGACUUGAGUUUUGUUUGUGGAUCUCAAGGUAGGAUUCGACACCAAGUCUGUUCCCCACAUCUGAUACCUCCAGCUCUGCUCCCCAUGUUCCCUGUCCCCAUCCCAUUCACCUCAGCCCUAACCUCAGUCACACCUAAGGGCUACAGUCUGACCCCUAACCCCUCACCCCCAACCCACCCGACAGAGCCUCUCACAACCCAGUACUGUUAGGAGUACUGGGGCUAACACGCCACACAGACAAGGCACACCUCUCUGCUACUCUCCUUAAAUUAUCUUUUGGUUGUAAAAGAAAAAGAAAAAUCACGAAUGUAAUCCAGUUUUAAGGAUGCUCAUUGUUUAGUUGCUAUUUGCUCUGUUUCGUUUUGUUUAUUUACCUUAACUUUUAUCCUGUGUUGAUAGUUUGUAAUUGUGUCAUUGUUUAAAAAAGGCAGCAAUGACUUAAGGAAGUUUUUUAAAGGAGUCUAUGUAAAGUAUAUGAAGUAAACACAGUGUUUAAGUCUGUCUAACUGUGGGUCUCUUCUACCACAGCAUUUUCUCCUCAAGUCAAGAACAGGCACACACACAUUAAAGGUGUGGAAAGCACUGGACAAGUAGUCCUUCUCUAAGGAGGCAGUGACUGCUUCCCAAAUGCCACCCUAUUGCCUAUAGAGUGCACUACUUUUGACCAGGCACUAGGGUGCCACCAGGCACUAGGGUGCCAUUUGGGAUGCACAAAUAACAUGGAAACAACUGUGGAUUAUUCAGUGAGGUGAAACGUUCAGAAUGUUACAGAUAGAAAUGGAACGAAUAGAUCAGGCACGAUUCCCAAUAGGAACUUGCCAGAUAUCACAUCUACUCUACACAACACAUAUCUAUCUGAACGUUCUGUAACCCGUGCACCCUCCUGAACAGGGUCAGUAUUUAACCCCGUCUCAUCUCCAAGGCAGUGGAGGGAUGGGAAAAGAGUGGAAAGAGAGAGGGAGGAUGAGAAAGGAAGAAUGCAGCAACCCAGCUCUCACCCCUGAUCAUCACCACAGCACACUGUAACAACAACAUCAGACUGUUCUUAAUGUGAUGCUAGGCAACACAUUAAACAAAUCACCAGCUGGCUGACAGUUUGUUACUCUAUGGAUUGAUACAGUAUCAUAAAGGCAUAACAUCACGGCUGCAACCCGGAAUUGACCAAUCAGAUUGCGAGACCGGAAUGAACCUUAUAUAAUGAGCUGUAGCAAUACAUGUUCAGGUUCAUUUGAAAACCGCAGGAAUUGUWUGAGGACCAAUGAGAACUUUGACACAACCACCAAAGGUAGUGAUUGGGUGCCACCUAUUGGCAAUUGGAGGAACAACAUGAAAGUUCAAACAAAGGUUUCUCAUGGGGCUUCCAACUAAAGAAAUUAGGAUUCAGAUGGUUGUGGUAGAGAAAAGUCCAUUAUACAGGUAACUACAGUCCUUACCUUGACACAGGUAGACAUAUAGGUAGACGUAUUCUAGAGGAAUUCUGUUUCUAUGAUUGACCAUAAAGUAGGAUCUCAUGUCCACACCGUGCCAGUCUACAGUUCUACAGCGCUCUCCCUGAUUUGUGCUGCUCAGAUGGGUCUCAGUGCUGGUGGGCCUUGAUUUAGCAUGUCUGGCACAAUGGAAACAA
Messenger RNA from Salvelinus sp. IW2-2015, 3289 nucleotides. The record is from RefSeq and is a predicted model, not a curated record. NCBI's taxonomy places the organism in Eukaryota, Metazoa, Chordata, Actinopteri, Salmoniformes, Salmonidae.